Messenger RNA from Halichondria panicea, 3506 nucleotides. RefSeq lists its product as uncharacterized. The transcript is spliced from 17 exons. Gene Ontology annotation, molecular function: cysteine-type endopeptidase activity. NCBI's taxonomy places the organism in Eukaryota, Metazoa, Porifera, Demospongiae, Suberitida, Halichondriidae. Bases 97 to 3348 code for a protein of 1083 amino acids. The record is from RefSeq and is a predicted model, not a curated record. Gene Ontology annotation, biological process: proteolysis.
AGAAUUGCUGACUUCACUAAAAUAAUUUAUAGUUGUUGUUUUAAUUAAUUAAUACCCAGUAGUCUGAGUUGUUGUUUUGUCAUUUAAGAGAGUACUAUGGCUGCUACUCUAGCAGAGGUGCCUCCAGAUAAAUUGGCAGAGCUUGCCUCCUACUUGGAAGAGUUCUGCCCUCCCUCUAAAGCCAGCUGUGAAGAUGGUGAAGAUGACUCUGAGCAAUACUGGUACCUACUGGCAGUCACUCUGAGAGCUCUGAAGAACGUGGGCCAAGCAAUUAAAUACGAUGAACACAAACUGGCUCAAAUAGAAGGCAAAAAGGAUUCUGCUAGCCUCUUCCUCAAUUUGUUAGUCCGAAACAAGCUCAACUUGGAAGUAUUCAUCUCAUGCUUGAAGGAGAUUAACUGUCGCAAAGCUUUCAAUAUGUUUACAAGAGCGAGUGUUCCGAUAAUCAAGAGUCAGAGUGUGGUUGAAAAGAUCACAGUGGCGUAUGGGGGCACCAUCACAGUCAGCGUUAGUGCUGAGUGUCAACCAGGCCCGCCUCUCUACCAGUGGUUCAAGGACCAGAAGAAUAUCCUCCCCGGUCAAAUGACCAAGACACUUCUUCUGCACAAUGCCAGCACCAACGACACUGGCCACUACCACUGCCGGGUAACCAACCCAUCUCUUAAUGACUCUAAAAAGAACUUUGCAUUCUCUGAGUAUGUGCAUGUGACUGUCUCUCUCCCAACGGUAGUCAACAACAACCCAACCGUUCGACAAGAGAUGGGCAGCAAUACCCCCACAUCGUCACAAUCUCCACGCAUCACCCUACACCCCUCCUCUGUCAAAGCGGUUCACGGAGAUCAAGUAAAGCUCGAGUGUCGAGCUGAAAGAGCCAUCUGUUACGACUGGUACAGGAAUGGCAAAAUCAUUCAGAGCGGGCAAGGCCAGUUUGUAAUUGCGACAUUUUCAGCAGCUGAUGUUGGAACGUAUUACUGUAAGGUCGUCAACGAUCAUGGCAGAGUGCAAUCAAGAACUGUCAAAGUUGAAUUAGAUAGCAGUUUGGCUCUUCCUCAAGAAGCUCGAAUUCGGAGUGAGCCCAUUGUGUUUGAGGAGCAGCCCCCCAAGAGUCUGGAUGUCCACGUGGGGGAGGAUGUUGUCCUCACCUGUCGAGCCAGGAGUCAGAGUGGGAAAGUGACUUAUGAGUGGGUGCAGGUCAACCAAUCAGGGAAGGAGGAAAUUAAGGAAAAUGAUCAAAGUCCCAUUUACCAGGCCAAGACUGGCGACAUUGAGAGGCGUCUGAAACUGACCAUGUACUGUAGAGUCUCUCUGGUAAACGAUCCUCAGGUUGUAGCUCAGUCCAGAGCCACCAAAGUCACCAUCGACACAGUGUGGUUCACAAAGCAGCCGCAGUCUAUUGAGAGAGCAUUGAUUGGGGACAAAGCCACUCUGAGAGUCUCUGCUGAAGGAGUGGGGGACAUUUCGUACAUCUGGUUUAGAUCCUCCACCAAGGAUGGAAACUUUCAGCCCAUAAGGAAUCAACAGUCGAACAACCAUGAAGUCUUGUAUUUCAAUCGGCUACGCCAGAAUGACUGGGGCUAUUACUUUUGUCAGGCAGAGAAUAGGUCACACUUUGUUCAAUCUAAGACUGUGUGUGUUAGACCCACCAUCCCAUCAAUGAAAAGGUCCAACUCAUUUAAGCUUCCUCUGAUUCGGAUCAAGAAGAACCCGUGGUCUCAGAUUGUUCCUGAGGGCGGGAAGUUUAAACUGAUGUGUGAGGCUGUGUGCACUGAGAAUGUGCCCCUCGGCUAUCAGUGGUACUACUGUGGCAAAACAAUACAUGGAGCCACGGACUUUACCUACAUCAGAGAAACCACUCAAGAGGAUGACUGUGGGCCGUACUACUGUGAGGUGACGUGUGCCAACAAUCCAGGGGUUAUGCCAGUGGUUUCAAGGACAGCUCGCAUUGAGUUGGCCGCAGACAAUGGACUCUCUGAGGCCGUGGAAGUGGGGAAAGUUCUUGCCUCAAGGCUGCAGCUAAAAGGAGAAGAAGUGUUUCGCACCAAGAAAGAGGAGCGAUAUGCUCGAGAAAAAGUGGCUCUACUGAUUGGCAACCAGAACUAUCAGUGUGAUGAUCUGAACAACCUACGGAGUCCUGAGCACGACAUCAGACAUCUGCGGGCUCUACUUGAGGAUGAGCUCGGCUUUAAAGUUAUCUCUCUCCUUGAUCUCACCCAUGCUGAGAUGAUGCGGGCCUUAGAGUUCUUCUAUGAAAUGCUAGCCAUACCUGGAGUCUAUGCUUUGUUCUAUUACUCAGGGCAUGGUUUUAUAACCACAGCUCAGAAAAAUUUCCUCAUUCCAGUCAAUGCCACCCUCCCUCUGAGGUGUGACACCAACAUCAAUGCAGACAUCAUCUGUAAGCAGAUGAGGAAAAAGUUGUCCAGAGCUGUGGUGGUACUUGACUCUUGUAGAGUGGAAACACGGAUUGAGGAGAGCCUGUCCAGUCUUAAUUUAGACUCUAUACCUGAUUCUGAGGCUGAAGACGAUCAUAUUAACAUGGCCAACUUUGUGCAAAUUUCGUCAUGUCAAGAAGGCAACCGUGCCUAUGAAGGGAAUGAAACAGAGCUGAGCCCUGCUGCCACACCUACUGUCAACUCGAAGUCCCUUUCACUUGGCAGCCGAGAGCGAUUCCCCUGUUCCAACUUCAACAUUGCAUUCAGAGAAGCCCUAAGAGACAAGAAGGAGCUUCAUGAUGUAUUCAUUCACGUCAUGAAAACACUACGUGACCUAGAGAGGAGGCAGAAGAACAGUCGUGCUGGAAUGACACCAACCCUCACUGAGAGUUUGAUGGACAAUAAGAUUACCCUACAUGACGAAGUGUUUAUGGACAACAGUGAUGAUGAGCCCAAAUUGGAGAAGAUUCUGAAACUACAUGAGGAAGUGCACUAUGUCCCAGACUCGGUGGUGAUGGAGGAACUCGGGGAGUUAAGUGGUCUGGCUAAGUUGGAGCUCUCCUUCUCCUACGACUUCACCAACGUCCUCUGUGUUUACACCCGACUCCACCUCCUCCAUGGUGACAAGACCACCAAGGCUUGUAUGGAGUACGACAUCAGCUUCUUGGAAGGUCAAGGAGUGGUUGGUUAUCAGACAGAGUGCAGCUUUGACUCCCCCCUUGAUGACAGUGAUGUGGGUGGUCAGGGGGAGAGCCCACAACUCGUCUCCACGAUGAUACGCAUCUCCAACAUUCAGAGAUUAGGUUCAGAGGUGUUGAAGCUUUUCAUGACUCUGUCUGUCUACACGGAGGGCAAAGAGAUUAGUGCUCGAGUGAUGUAUGAGUUUCCCAAGAAGCCACUCUUUGCAAAUCUUCCUUGAAAACGUCAUGGACUGUGUCAUAAUUGCCUUUUGUAACUUGACUCAUUUUGUUUUGAACUUCAACUACUUUUAAUUAUUACUGUGAAAUCGAAAUCGAAGAACGUGUUAUGUUUCACUUUACAAAAUAUAUAACUAAUUGAUCAUGAGUUACAAUACAA